AUGCGGGAGGGGCCUUGUUUCGGGUCGGUGACUGGAAAAGGUCAAGCUGCAAGAGGAGCAGCUUCAUCGGGUGGAAACGGCCUGAAAGGCGGAGUCCUGCCGACUCAGCAACAGGCUGCAGCUUCCAGUCCCACCGCUGGCUUUCACUACCUGGGGCCAAACGAGAAGCACCAGAACCUGGCUUCACCUGCGUCACAAGAUAAAACGUACAAACAGAACCGGCUGCACCUGGGCUCCGAAUCAGAUGUUGUUUUUGGUGAAGACGGAACCGCUGACCCCGACAGAACCAGAUCCAUAAAAACCAAAGCCGCCGCUGCUGGUUCAGAGGCAGAAAACAUCCGUCCUGAUGCAACACCGAGCGCGUCUGCAGCAAAGGAGACGGGCAGCAAGAGCGCCCCUAGUGGGGAAACUGAUUUCGGACAAGGCGUCUACCCUGCAGCUGGAUACGGAAACCAAUAUGGAGGUGGAACCACUCAGGUUUCAUUUGGUGAAGCUCCUGCUGGAUUUGACGGAAUAAGUCAGUUGGACGCUCAGCCUGCAGGCCUUCUUCCAAACGGAGCGCCUCCUGGUGGUCAGACGCUCGGACUGACUGCGGAGAAAUCGAACUCCAAAUACGGUGUUGGCGGGCUGCAGUUUGGGGAACCUGUCCAUCUGGGAACCAACGGGGCGGGAAACUACGGUUACGGAGUUAACCUGCAUCUGCCUGCAGGCGACGGUAAAGCAACUGGAAAAUACGGAUAUGGAGGCGUCCUAAACGGUGGGCAGCUUUUAGGCCUGGGUAAUCAUGGAAAUAUUCCAGAUUAUGGGACUCUUCCUUAUGAAGCUCAACCAGCUGGAUUUACUCCGGAAGCGAUUUCUGCCAGCCAAUAUGGCCUCAUUGGAUCGCCGUAUCAUCCUGCACCUUCUGGAUCUGGAUAUAACGGGAAAUCAGCUGCAAAAUAUGGUGGUGGAGAGACUCCCUACGCGCCACAGAUUCUUGGUUUGGGAGAAGCAAAAUCAGGAAAAUACGCAGGUAAACAGAAAGCUCACCAGUCUCAGCCUCUUGAAUCUGCAGCUGGAGAGAACGUGGGCUACUUAAAAGGACAAGUGAAGCCAGAAGCGGUUGCAUUUCCCACUCCCAGUCCGUCCCUGGAGGACUCGCCAGACCUUGUAGGCUCCUUCACACUGGAUGAAGGUGUGCAGGAUUUAUCUGACGGCACGGCGGGUUUACUGGACUCUUCACCUGCUACAGAGACGCAGGGCGAAUCUCACCUGCCUGAGAAUCCGGAUGACCUGCAGCUGCCACGGCAGAUACAAAUUCAGCAGCAACUCAAGCUGCAUUUCCACCCUCAAGGCAAGUCCUGGAGCUGCUACAAUCUCCGCUGCAGGGCUUUGCAAAAUUUUUCAGACAAGGAAUGAUUAAUAGUUUGUUUUAUUCAAAUUAGUUCAGAUAGAUUGACUUUUAGACCUUAUUUUAGUGUUGUAGUUUGGCCGCCAUCCACCAGAGGGCGCCACUGGUAAUCUGACUUGAAGCGCAGCCGUUCAUAAGCGAAUCAAAGAUGGCGGAGCCAUACCGUAACAGUAACAGUUCAAACAAGAGUUCGGUUUGGGAUACAAAAUGCACUUUAUGCGGUUCUGUUUUGACAUUUAAACACCCGACAAAACUCCUUUAGUUGUUUUUUAAAAUAAAUACUCGAUAAGAGCCUUAAUUCUCACCUUUUAUAGCG
Messenger RNA from Xiphophorus hellerii (green swordtail), 1706 nucleotides. RefSeq lists its product as uncharacterized. The record is from RefSeq and is a predicted model, not a curated record. The transcript is spliced from 15 exons. Bases 1 to 1398 code for a protein of 465 amino acids. Lineage: Eukaryota; Metazoa; Chordata; Actinopteri; Cyprinodontiformes; Poeciliidae.